This is a messenger RNA of Moneuplotes crassus, 718 nucleotides long. NCBI's taxonomy places the organism in Eukaryota, Ciliophora, Spirotrichea, Euplotida, Euplotidae. The record is from the annotation of a GenBank genome assembly.
AUGGGAGAAGGGCAGGAAGGAAGAUUUUAGAAUGGCGGAUAGUAUAAGUGUUCAGAAAUUUAAGCCAAAACUAUUAUUUCCAAGUCAUACUCCUCAGAGAGAAAAAGAGCAUGAUCAGACACUACUCUCAGACACUGACUCAGAAAUAGAGAAUAAUAUCACUGUUUACAAUAAAAAUGGGCACAAGGAUCAUUGGGCUGUUUUAAUGAAGGCAAAAGAUGAAGAAGCUAAUGAAAGAGAGAAACUAGAAAGAGAAGAGUUUAAACAUAAACAAGAGCAGUAUAAAAGAGACCUUGAGUCUCAAAUAAAAUCUAACAACAGUCAGUUCAAGAACCUAGAAAGACUGGGUAAAGAUAUGGAGAAGACUCAGACAUCUCGCAUGCUGGAAAACAUCAGGAAGGAUAUUAACAAGGAAGAGCAUACCAAGUUUCAUAAAUAAGAAGAAAGAGCUCGAAAUUGCUCGAGAAAAUCUUGACAACUAUUCAGCUCUCAGAAGAAUUAAGAAGAAGACAGAUGAAGAGGAAGAUAACUAUCUUAAAUCUUACAUUGACAAGAAAACGAAACAAGCUGAAAGGAGCAGAGAUAGAGAAUUCCAAGACCAGAAACAAAAGGAAAUUGAAGUAAGGAAUUUUAACAAAAACAUUGCGCUCAAUAAGAACCUGAAUGAAGCAAAUUUCUCCAAUGGAAAGCCAAUUGAUAGUGACAUUUACACCUAAGA